Molecule: messenger RNA, 1461 nt
Organism: Cokeromyces recurvatus
Lineage: Eukaryota; Fungi; Mucoromycota; Mucoromycetes; Mucorales; Mucoraceae
Product: H/ACA ribonucleoprotein complex subunit 4
Exons: 5
Coding region: 1-1461 (486 amino acids)
Biological process (GO): mRNA pseudouridine synthesis; snRNA pseudouridine synthesis; rRNA pseudouridine synthesis
Cellular component (GO): box H/ACA snoRNP complex
Molecular function (GO): pseudouridine synthase activity; RNA binding
Source: RefSeq, a predicted model, not a curated record
AUGGCUGAUAAUACAGUUAUUAAACCCACUGCUACUGCUCCUGCCAUUGACACUUCCAACUGGCCACUUCUCUUGAAGAAUUAUGAUCAAUUAAAUGUUCGUACUGGUCAUUAUACACCCAUCCCUAGCGGUUGUUCACCUUUGAAGCGUCCACUUGAUGAUUAUGUUCGCUAUGGUGUUAUCAAUCUCGAUAAGCCUGCUAAUCCUUCUUCUCAUGAAGUUGUCGCCUGGAUUAAGCGUAUCCUUCGUGUUGAAAAGACAGGCCACAGUGGUACUUUGGAUCCUAAGGUUACUGGUGGUUUGAUUGUUUGUAUUGAUAGAGCUACUCGUUUGGUCAAAUCACAACAAGGUGCUGGUAAGGAAUACGUCUGCAUCCUCAGACUUCAUGAUUCUAUUGAAAGUGAAAAGAAAUUAUCUCAAGCUAUUGAAACUUUGACCGGUGCUCUCUUCCAACGUCCUCCUCUCAUUUCUGCUGUCAAACGUCAAUUGCGUGUUCGUACAAUUCAUGAAAGUAAAUUACUUGAAUUUGACAAUGAUCGUCAUCUUGCCGUCUUUUGGGCUUCUUGUGAAGCUGGUACCUAUAUGCGUACUCUUUGUGUUCACUUGGGUCUUUUACUCGGUGUAGGUGGACACAUGCAAGAACUUCGUCGUGUUCGCUCUGGUACUACUUCAGAAAAUGAUGAUAUCGUUACUAUGCAUGAUGUUUUGGAUGCACAAUGGUUAUAUGACAAUACAAAGGAUGAAAGUUAUCUUCGUCGUGUUAUUCGUCCUUUGGAAUCCCUCUUGACCAACUAUAAGCGUGUUGUUGUAAAAGAUAGUGCUGUGAAUGCUAUCUGUUAUGGUGCUAAACUCAUGUUGCCUGGUCUCUUGCGUUUCGAAAGUGGUAUUGAAGUAAAUGAUGAGAUUGUAUUGAUGACUACAAAGGGUGAAGCUAUUGCUUUGGCCUAUGCACAAAUGACAACAGCUGUCAUGGCUACCUGUGAUCACGGUGUUGUUGCCAAGGUGAAGCGUGUUAUCAUGGAACGUGAUACUUAUCCUCGUCGAUGGGGUAUGGGUCCCGUUGCAUUGGCCAAGAAGAAGCUCAAGACUGAAGGUAAACUUGAUAAAUAUGGCCGUAUUACGGAUGAAACACCUGAAAGUUGGAAGAAUGUUUAUGUUGAUUAUUCAAAUAAUCCUGAUGGUAAGGAACCUGCUCCUGUCUUUGGUACCUCAUCUGAACAAGUUGCUGCUGCUGCUGGUCUUAAGCCAAAGAUUACUGUUCUUGAUGUAGCUAUGAAGGACGCUACUGAGGCUACUACUGCUGCUACUACCACUACUACUACUGCAGGUGUUAAGCGUCCUGCUGAAGAUUCUGUAGAAGAAUCUGAAAGCAAGAAGGCCAAGAAGGAAAAGAAGGAAAAGAAAGAAAAGAAAGAGAAAAAAGAAAAGAAGGAAAAGAAAGAAAAGAAGAAUAAAGAUUAA